Penicillium waksmanii is the source of this 1821-nucleotide messenger RNA. RefSeq lists its product as uncharacterized. Gene Ontology annotation, cellular component: membrane. Bases 1 to 1821 code for a protein of 606 amino acids. The transcript has 4 exons. The record is from RefSeq and is a predicted model, not a curated record. Gene Ontology annotation, biological process: oligopeptide transport; transmembrane transport. Gene Ontology annotation, molecular function: dipeptide transmembrane transporter activity. Lineage: Eukaryota; Fungi; Ascomycota; Eurotiomycetes; Eurotiales; Aspergillaceae.
AUGAAUGUCUCCGACCCUGUCGACCAGGCAGAGAUCGCCAAGUCCAAGGCCAUCGCCCACGAUAUCGUGGACGAGAAACACAACCUCGCCAUCAGUGAGAAGCAGGACUUCAGCAUUGAGCCUGUUUCCCAAUCCUAUGUCGGUGACGACGAUGACUUGAAGACAACCCCAACCGAUGAGGAGUUGGCUACCCUGCGUCGUGUCUCUGGAAAGCUACCCUGGCAGACGUUUACCGUCGCUUUUGUCGAGUUGUGUGAACGUUUCUCCUACUAUGGAACGACAGCAGUUUUCGUCAACUUUAUUCAACGCCCUUUACCCGGAGGCUCCACCACCGGUGCUCUCACGACUGAUUUCUCCAAUGGUGUGCCAGGUGCUCUGGGUAUGGGGCAACGUGCCUCAACUGGAUUAACCUUGUUCAAUCAGUUCUGGUCCUACAUUAUGCCCCUCGCUGGUGCUUGGGUCGCUGAUCAAUACUGGGGUCGUUUCCGCACCAUCUUCGCUUCCAUCGCCUGCGCUCUUGUCGGCCAUACUAUCCUAAUCAUCUCUGCCAUCCCCCAGGUCAUUUCGAAGCCCGGUGGCUCGAUUGGUGCUUUCUCUAUUGGACUGAUCCAACAUCUCCCCCUCAUCGCAGAGCAGUAUCCCGAUGAGAAACCCUUCAUUAAGACCUUGAAGAGUGGAGAACGCGUGAUUGUCGACCCUGCUGCGACUAUUGCUCGCAUCUAUCUCUACUUCUAUCUCAUGAUUAACAUCGGCUCUCUGACCGGUCAGAUCAGCAUGGUUUAUGCAGAGCGCUACAUCGGGUUCUGGCUAUCCUACCUGCUUCCCACCUGCAUGUUCUGCUUGUGCCCACUGGUGCUGAUCCUUUGCCGUAAGAACUAUAACCUCGUCAAACCCACUGGAUCUGUCUACGGAAAGGCAUUCCGUCUCUGGAGGCUCGCGAUGAAGGGUCGUUUCAGCUGGAACCCCAUCAAUUGGUUCAAGAGCAACGGCACUAGCAGCGACCGUGAGUCCUGGGACCAUGUCAAGCCAAGCAGACUGGGCGACAACAAGCCGGAGUGGAUGACCUUCGAUGAUGCGUGGGUGGAUGAGGUGCGCCGUGGUCUCAAAGCCUGCCAGGUCUUCCUCUGGUAUCCGCUGUACUGGCUGGCCUACAACCAAAUGCUGAACAACCUGACCUCCCAAGCCGCAACCAUGAGGUUGGGUGGCGUCCCCAACGACGUUGUCAACAACCUCAACCCAUUUGCUUUGAUCAUCUUUAUCCCCAUAAUGGACCGCUUCGUUUAUCCAGGUCUUCGCAGAAUGGGAUUCAACUUCACCCCACUUAAGCGAAUUACAGCUGGUUUCUUUGCUGCCGGACUUGGCAUGAUCGUUGCAACCGUGACCCAGUACUACAUUUACAAGGUUGGACCUUGCGGAAAGGAAGCCAACUACUGCUUGGAAGUCGAGGGCAAAUACAGUGACAUUUCGGUCUGGGUACAGGCACUGACCUACAUUCUUGGUGGUCUUUCCGAGAUUUUCGCGUCGGUGACAUCCCUUGAAUAUGCCUUCACCAAAGCCCCGAAGAACAUGCGUUCCCUCGUGCAGGCCGUGGCACUGUUCAUGAACGCCAUUUCUGCCGCUAUCGGACAGGCAAUGGUUGGACUGUCUGCUGAUCCUCUACUGGUGUGGAACUAUGCCCUUACCGCAAUUCUUGCGUUCAUCGGCUGCGCUGGCUUCUGGCUGACCAACUACAAGUUGGAUCGUGAGGAAGAUAAGCUCAACAUGCUGCCUACUGGCAGUGGAUUUGAGGCAAGGGCCGAAGAGGAUACGGAGAGAAGGUAG